Dacryopinax primogenitus is the source of this 1121-nucleotide messenger RNA. RefSeq lists its product as uncharacterized. The record is from RefSeq and is a predicted model, not a curated record. Lineage: Eukaryota; Fungi; Basidiomycota; Dacrymycetes; Dacrymycetales; Dacrymycetaceae. Gene Ontology annotation, biological process: mitochondrial translation. The transcript is spliced from 5 exons. Gene Ontology annotation, cellular component: mitochondrial small ribosomal subunit. The coding region runs from base 5 to 1045 and encodes 346 amino acids. Gene Ontology annotation, molecular function: structural constituent of ribosome.
CACCAUGCCUCCCUCCGUCCUCCCUCAAUUACUUCAUGUACGAAUACGACCACAACAUGUAGCGUAUGUUAGGAGAAUACCACAGGGGGUCGCUUCCUUCUCUCGAGGAUUUUCAGCCUCUCUCCGCUCUCUAGCGGAGGAGGAAGACGACUCCACUGACCUCUCCGAAUCCCCACAAGAUCCAGAAGCCGAGGCCGCCCAACUUGCAGAAUCCGAAUCCGCAGACUCCGAUGCGCCCGCUCAAACACGCGCUUCAUCUGCGAAGGAGACUUAUAAGCAAUGGUUGCGCGGAACAGGGGAGCGUUGGAGGCUCCCUCCGGAGCAAGGCACAAACUAUUUGGGGAUAGCGUUGACGACCGACGCACCGAACUACGGAUGCAUCUUCCCCUCCAAUCCUAGCUUCCGUCCUCCCAUGCCGCUAUCAAAUGAAGACCGCAACACAAUAUAUUGGGCGUACAAGGAGUCUCCCGAUCCCCAAACAGUACGCACCCUAAGCCAAAAAUAUGCGAUCAGCAUCGAUCGCGUCAAUGCAGUCAUCAAAUUGAAACAGCAUCAAGAAAUUGUCCCGCAGAAUCAGCUCCAACACGCGCUCAGAGAAGGUAUGGAGCGCUUCAUGGGUAUUCACUCGCGUCUCGUUCCAGAGGACAAGCUUUCCUUCCAAGCGCAUAAUGAAGGACCGAGGCGCAAGGAGCUGUAUACUGUGGACGAGGAGGAGAAAAGGGCAAGAGACCGCAUGGUCCCCGAGCAAGGAGCACGCAGGAUCAUCUGGGAGAUGGUAGCUGAAGGUGAUCGACCGAUCAUCGCCCGAGAACUGGAAGAACAAGCCGAACGGCAACAACAACAGCUCGCCAAGUCCAGGCGAAAGCAGGAAGACCUCCCCACGGUUCACGUCCCUCCUGCCAAACCGGGUCGGCCGAGCUGGGCGUUCGUUGACGUUGGGGAUAAGUUCAAGGACAGCAGGAGUAGGGAGGUUCAGGGCAGGGCGCUGAAGUGGAGAGGCGUCGUUAAUCGGCAACGCAGAGCCACGGGCAUGAGGAUGAUAUGAUAUUUGUGUAUGUGUGCAUCGGGAAGUCCCAUGGGAGCCAUGGGAGUAGCAAUAGUGACACAAUCGGAAUCUAAAC